CGAAAGCAUUGCGAGGUGUUUGUGGCUGCUCUUGUCGCAUUGCUACUAUACCGACUCCUGGCCUCAUUUCCCGCAAAUUUCCAGUGUUUCUGGUCAUUUUGGACGCGUGACAAUCACUCCCGCACCCUUCGUCGCGGGUUUGGUCAAGCUCUCCGAAGCUCAAUCAAAACAGCCUCGUGCAAUGGCCCUUGCGCAUUACUAGAUUCACAAACCUUUCCAAAUCUACUUGACGAACCGGGCAAUACGGCUGUCAAUCUACCUGCGUUUGCGCGCAGGAUCCUUACCGCCAGAUGGCUACUCAAUUCACAGAUGAGAACAUCAAGGAGCUGAAGUUCCGACUCGAAGAUGCGGCGAUCAAGUGCUCCGAACGAUGCCUCUACCAAUCGGCAAAAUGGGCUGCGGAGAUGCUCGACUCCCUCGUCCCAAUCGACCAGUAUGAAACGGAUCCCGAUUCACCAAUGGACCAGCCCGAUGCUCCUCCGAACGCCCAAAACCCCUACCUCCGGACCCAAGACUCCUUAGAAGCGGCGCUCGAGGCGCAAGAGUCGUAUAAAUAUCUCCUGGCCAAGUCAUACUUUGACACCCGCGAAUACGAUCGCUGUGCCGCCGUCUUCUUGCCUCCGACUAUAUCCCCCAUCCCUCUUGCGACUGCAUCGCCCAACCCGAAACAUAGGCAAUCGUUGACUCCGCAGAAAGGCAAAUCUAAGGCAUCGCCGUUCGCAGGGGUGAAGGACAAUGGUGCGACAAGGAAUCCCUACCCUAGGCUCAGCCAGAAAUCCUUGUUCCUCGCCUUGUAUGCCAAGUACCUGGCAGGCGAGAAGCGCAAGGAUGAGGAGACGGAGAUGGUACUAGGUCCCGCUGAUGGAGGCUCCACAGUCAACCGGGAGUUGCCAGAUCUGGCUCGCGGCCUAGAAGGAUGGUUUACCGAGCGACGCGAGAAGGGACUGGAAGGUCGGAACCAGGGUUGGUUGGAAUACCUUUACGGUGUCAUACUCCUCAAGGGGCGGAAUGAGGAUGAGGCCAAAAAGUGGCUGAUUCGGAGCGUGCACCUGAACCCAUUCCACUGGGGCUCGUGGCAAGAAUUGAACGACUUACUGGCCAGCACGGAAGACUUGAAACAAAUUGUCGAUCUUCUCCCGCAGAACAUCAUGACUCUCAUAUUCCACGUAUACUGUAGCCAAGAGCUAUAUCAAGCCACAGAUGAUACGUACCAGGCUCUGUCCGAGCUGGAGACGAUCUUCCCAACAAGCGCCUUCCUCAAGACACAGAGAGCACUCCUCUACUACCACUCGAAAGAUUUCGAAGCAGCAUCGCACAUCUUCACAGACAUCCUCAUCACCUCACCCCACCGCCUCGACAGCCUCGACCAUUACUCCAACAUCCUCUAUGUCAUGGGCGAGCGCCCGCAGCUCGCCUUCGUCGCCCAAGUCGCGACGGCGACCGACAAAUUCCGUCCCGAGACGUGCUGCGUCGUAGGAAACUACUACUCGCUCAAAUCCGAGCACGAAAAAGCAGUCAUGUACUUCCGCCGCGCGCUGACGCUCGACCGGAACUUCCUCUCCGCCUGGACCCUGAUGGGCCACGAAUACAUCGAGAUGAAGAACACGCACGCCGCGAUCGAGUCCUACCGGCGGGCCGUCGACGUGAACCGCAAAGACUACCGCGCCUGGUACGGGUUAGGCCAAGCCUACGAAGUCCUCGACAUGUCCUUCUACGCGUUGUUCUACUACCAACGCGCCGCCGCCCUGCGGCCGUACGACCCGAAGAUGUGGCAGGCCGUGGGAUCGUGCUAUGCCAAGAUGGGCCGCAUCGAGCAGAGCAUCAAGGCCCUGAAACGGGCCCUCGUUGCCGGCUCCUACUACGCCGAGGACUCUUCCUCCCAGGUCGGUGGCAUGGGCGGCGGCGGCGGCGGCCCUGCCCGCAAGAUUCUCGAUCCGGAGACAUUACACCAGAUCGCCACGCUCUACGAGCGCCUGGGCGACGAGGAGGAAGCCGCCACGUACAUGGAGCUCACCCUGCAACAAGAGUCCGGGCAGGUCGUCCAGGAGGAGGAAGAGGUCUCGUCCGACGACGAUCAGUCCGGCACGGAUGUUCCGUCCAGCUCGCGCCGCACGCGCAAGUCGUCGAGGGAGACAGAAGAAGAGGAGGAUACAUGGCACGGCACGGGGGUCACCGCGACGACGUCCAAGGCGCGGCUGUGGCUCGCUCGGUGGGCGCUCCGCGGCGGCGAUCUGGAUCGCGCGGAUCAACUGGCCGGCGAGUUGUGCCAGGAUGGGGUGGAGGUGGAAGAGGCCAAGGCUUUGAUGAGAGACGUUCGCGCCAGAAGGGAGGGCGGUUGA
Messenger RNA from Aspergillus aculeatinus CBS 121060, 2339 nucleotides. RefSeq names its product anaphase promoting complex subunit CDC23. The transcript has 4 exons. Gene Ontology annotation, molecular function: protein binding. The record is from RefSeq and is a predicted model, not a curated record. Lineage: Eukaryota; Fungi; Ascomycota; Eurotiomycetes; Eurotiales; Aspergillaceae. Bases 291 to 2339 code for a protein of 682 amino acids. Gene Ontology annotation, cellular component: anaphase-promoting complex. Gene Ontology annotation, biological process: cell division.